This is a messenger RNA of Callithrix jacchus (white-tufted-ear marmoset), 2825 nucleotides long. RefSeq names its product RHEB like 1 (gene RHEBL1). Lineage: Eukaryota; Metazoa; Chordata; Mammalia; Primates; Cebidae. Gene Ontology annotation, molecular function: GTP binding; GTPase activity. Gene Ontology annotation, cellular component: membrane. Gene Ontology annotation, biological process: signal transduction. The record is from RefSeq and is a predicted model, not a curated record.
CACUGCAGCCUCUGUCUCCCAGGUUCAGGUAAUUCUCCUGCCUCAGCCUCCUGAAUAGCUGAGACUACAGGUGUGUGCCACCACGCCUGGCUAAUUUUUGUAUUUUUAGUAGAGACGGGGUUUUACCAUGUUGGCCAGACUGGUCUCUAAUUCCUGACCUCAGGUUUCCCGCCUACCUCAGCCUCCCGAAGUGCUAGGAUUACAGGUGUAAGCCCCCAUGCCCAGCCUCUCUUUUUUUUUUUUAAUACAGGGUCUCUGUUCCCUAGACUGGAGGACAGAGGCAUAAACAUGGCUCAUUGCAACCUUGUCCUUCUUGGGCUCAGGUGAUCCUUUCACUUCAGCCUUCCAAGUAGCUGGGACUACAGGUACAUGUUAUCAUGCCUGCCUAAUUCUUCUUUUUUUUUUUUUAAAUAGAGAUAAGGUUUUGCCAUGUUGCCUACCUAUGCUGGUCUCGAAUUCCUGAGUUGAAGUGAUUCACCCACCUGGCCUCCCAAAGUCCUGGGAUUACAGGCCUGAGCCACCACGUCAGGCCAAAACAUUAAUUUCUAAUCACUUUGUUUUUUGCCUUCCUUACCUAUAGACAUUGGAAAAGAAAAUGCUAAAAUUUCCAAGUUCCCUUACAACUACAGAUGGCCAUAUAAAGCACACCAUCUUUUAUAGCACUUAACACUAUCUGAUAUUUCCUGUUUUUUUUUUUUCUUUUUUUUUUUUUUGGUGAAUCGGAGUCUCAUUUUGUCACCCAGGCUAGAGUGCAAUGGCGCCAUCUCAGCUCACUGCAACUUCCGCCUCCCUGGUUCAAGUAAUUCUUCUGCCUCAGUCUCCCGAGUAGCUGGGAUUACAGGGGCCCACCACCACGCCUGGCUAAUUUUUGUAUUUUUAGUAGAGACAGGGUUUCACCAUGUUGGCCAGGCUGGUCUCUUGGCCAGGCUAGUCUUGAACUCUUGAUCUCGUGAUACGCCCGCCUCAGCCUUCCAAAGUGCUGGGAUUGCAGGCGUUAGCCACUGCGUCCGGCGUAUUUCCUUAUCAUAUGUUUGUUUCUCCCUUCAUAAGAGCAGACACAGUCUGUCAUGUCCAUGUUCUGUCCCCAAAGCUGAAGCAAUGGCUGUAACCUGUGGUAUAUACUCAAUAUUUGUUGAAAAAUGAAUGUUUGAGGAUCAUGAUGAUGAAGAAGAAACCUCAGACUACUUGAUCAUAAAUUCUAGCAAUUUCUGCAAGAACAAGGAUUGCAGUUUGAAAUUAGAUGCUGCAAGACUGGAAACCUGAUAAAUUUGGGGCGAAGGCUGAUGGAAGCAGAGGGAAUAUAUUGGAACUUGGGCCUUUUUCUCCCUAUCUAAGGACACCAGAGAUCAUGCAAAGGGGAGGGCUGGAAUCUUUUGGCCAGAAACCACAACGGGUAUUUUCCAUGUAUAAGUAUUCGCAGCCAAGCUGCAAAUGCGCAAACAACUCUACGACCCCAGGUUCCUUUCCGUUUCUUUAUGAAUGAACCGGCUCCAGUCUGCGCACGCGCUGCUCCCAGUUCUCCGGUUCCUAGUGAGGCCCACCCUUGCCUCCUGCUGGCGGCGCCGCCCUUACCCUUUCUAAUGGACCAAUGGCGAGCGGCCUGGGGGGCGGAGCCCGGCGCGGCGCGGCACAGUAGUUCCCUUGGCUCCCGGCUCCCUUGCGUUAGACGUGCUGUGUUGUGAUCACGUGGGCAACUCCGGGCGCGGCGCUUGUUUUGGUUUCCCUCUAACUUGCCCCCUGCAGCUUCGGAGUGAACGACUUUCCUGCUCUGGUUGCCGCGCCUGCCCACACCCUGACCCACUCUUCGGGCUCUCUCAGCCCACAGUUUCGCAAGCCCCUGGGGCGGGCUCCUGCCAUGCCGCUGGUCCGCUAUAGGAAGGUGGUCAUCCUCGGAUACCGCUCUGUAGGGAAGACAUCUCUGGCACAUCAAUUUGUGGAAGGCGAGUUCGUGGAAGGCUACGAUCCUACAGUGGAGAAUACUUACAGCAAGAUAGUGACUCUUGGCAAAGAUGAGUUUCACCUACACCUGGUGGACACAGCAGGGCAGGAUGAGUACAGCAUUCUGCCCUAUUCAUUCAUUAUUGGGGUCCAUGGUUAUGUGCUCGUGUAUUCUGUCACCUCUCUGCAUAGCUUCCAAGUCAUUGAGAGUCUGUACCAAAAGCUACACGAAGGCCAUGGGAAAACCCGGGUGCCAGUGGUUCUAGUUGGGAACAAGGCAGAUCUCUCUCCAGAGAGAGAGGUACAGGCAGUUGAAGGGAAGAAGCUGGCAGAGUCCUGGGGUGCAACAUUUAUGGAGUCAUCUGCUCGAGAGAAUCAGCUGACUCAAGGCAUCUUCACCAAAGUGAUCCAGGAGAUUGCCCGUGUGGAGAAUUCCUAUGGGCAAGAGCGUCACUGCCAUCUCAUGUGAGCCCUCGGGUAUGGGGUAACUGCCUUGUUUCUGCCCCUGGCACUUGACAUGUUCCAGUGGGGGCAGACCCUCAGGACUUCAUGUGUAUGUUUGCCAGCUGUGUUUCUGACCCCGGGGCACACAGUGUGGCAUCUUCAUGUUUGCACACUUUCCCCAGGCUCCAGUGGCCUGGAUGUCAAUGUUUACAAAGGGGCAAGGACAUCUCAUGGACGCUGGCCCUCUAGCCCUCUGUUUUUGCUAGAUUAAUUCUGUUAUAACCUAUGGGCUUAGAAUAUGAGUCCUGGGCAUUAGUUAUCCAGGACCCAUCCUCUUGGGUGGGUUUUGGGUGUUGGUUAGGUAAGGGGAGCUGGGGACUCCUGAAAUAGAGCUGACUCCCUGGGGUGACAAUGUAUACAUGCAAAUAAACUGAGAAAUCUUU